This is a messenger RNA of Lathyrus sativus (Indian pea), 4413 nucleotides long. NCBI's taxonomy places the organism in Eukaryota, Viridiplantae, Streptophyta, Magnoliopsida, Fabales, Fabaceae. The record is from the annotation of a GenBank genome assembly.
AUGGAAAGGGCAAUGGUUGUUACCAACCCUAAAAAGAGGAAAAUUGUGAGUAGUGACGACGAUGACAAUGAUAUUGGAAUACAAAGAAGAGAGUUCAGGUUCAAGGUUUUGUUGCCGAAUGGAACCAGCGUGGAAUUGAAAGUGUGGAGUGCAGAAAAUGAAAUGCAUGUUGGGGAUUUUGUUGGAUUAGUUAGAGAAAAGUAUUUGGAAAGUCUGAAAAAAUGUGAAUGGAUGAAGAAGAAAAGGGAUAUAAAUUGGAAGGGAAGUGGUUUGUAUCUUGAGGAUGCUGCUGAUAAUAAGAUCAGAAAUGUUAUCGAAUUAAAAAAUUUCAUGCCUCGGAAGUGCCAUAUUUUGCGCCUUAAUGAUGGGAGUAGCGAAGUUGCUCAGACCUUUGAGAAUAUGUGGGACUUAACACCGGAUACAGAUUUGCUGCUGGAGCUUCCUGAAGAGUAUAAUUUUGAAGCUGCUAUUGCUGACUUGAUUGAUAAUGCUUUGCAAGCUGUGUGGUUCAACGGGAAAAAUAAUCGGAAGCUUGUCAGAGUAAAUGUUACUGACGAUAAGAUUUCAAUAUUUGACAAUGGUUCUGGAAUGGAUGACACCGAUGAGAAUUCACUAGUAAAAUGGGGAAAGAUGGGUGCUUCAGUUCACAGAUUAUCAAAAUCAGUGGCUAUUGGGGGAAAACCCCCAUACUUAAGGCCUUACUUUGGGAUGUUUGGAUAUGGAGGACCUGUAGCAUCUAUGCACUUGGGGAGGCGUACUUGUGUUUCGUCCAAAACAAAACACGUAAAGAAAGUCUACAUGUUACUUCUUCAGAGAGAAGCUUUGUUAAAUAGAUCUAACUCUGAAGUUACAUGGAAGACCAAUGGUGGCAUAAGAGAGCCCGUAAAGGAUGAAAUUAGUAAUUCUGAUGGCAGUUUUACAAAGGUUGAUAUUUACAAUCCAAAAGUAAAAGGUGUUGAUAUUAACAAACUCCAGUGUCGCCUCAAGGACAUAUAUUUUCCCUACAUUCAGAAUGAUGACUUGUCUGCCGGAGGGAAGACUAUUACACCAAUUGAGUUUCAGGUCAAUGGCGUUGAUCUGACAGAGAUUCAGGGUGGGGAGGUCGCAACUACCAAUUUGCAUUCUUGUAAUGGUCCUGAAUUUGUUCUGCAGCUUCGUAUGUCAAUUAAAGAUGACCAUGAUGGCACAAGAGGAUUCCAUGAAGCAAAUGCACGCCUUAGAUUUGUAUAUUUCCCUUUCACAGAGGGAAAGGAGAGUAUUGAGAGGGUUUUGGAAAAAUUAACGGCCGAUGGUUAUAUUAUAAGAGAAAACUUCCAAGAUUUUAGCCGGGUCUCCAUUAGGCGGCUUGGUCGUCUCCUUCCAGAUGCUCGUUGGACCUUCCUUCCUUUUAUGGAUUUUAGGAACAAAAGAGUAAAUAGCAGUAGAGGAAGCAUAUUGAGGAGAUGUUCUCUGAGGGUUAAAUGCUUUGUUGAAACUGAUGCUGGUUUUAAGCCAACCCAGUCAAAGACGGAUUUAGCUCACCACAAUCACUUCACCGUUGCUUUGAAGAAUCUGGGAAGUAAAAUUUCAGACAAAGAGACUGCAGCUGUUUCUGUUGAAAUUAGCACGGGUACAAGAAUGUUAACUCCUGCGCAGCUCGAAAAGGAGUACCAGGAGUGGAUAAUAAACAUGCACAAUCAAUAUGAUGAAGAAGCUGAUGCCACCGCAGAGGAUAACCCGGUUAUAAUUGUCAGUCCACCAAACAAGAAAGCACUUGGCAUUUCUAAAGAGGUCGUAAGAGUUCACCAGAUUCUGAAAAGAAAGGAAAAAUCAUGGAGUAAUGGACAGAGAAUUAAAGUGUUAAAAGGAGCAUGUCCUGGGAUUUCCAACAACCUUUAUGCAACCAUAGAGUACUUUUUGCUUGAAGGAUUUGAAGGAGACCCGGGUGGAGAAGCUCGGAUUAUAUGCAGGCCAAUAGAUAUCCCGGAUGAGAAGGGGUGUUCUCUCUACGGCAAUGAGGAAGACCCCACAUUGAAUGUUGGUAGCUCAUUGUCUUUACCUAUAACUGUUAUCGACACAAAAAAGCUUGUAGCUGUUGGAAGUGCUGAAUGGGAGAAUCGACUUAAUAAGAUACAACAGCAAUCUCCUGUUUGUUUUGACACGCCGAUCCCAAACCGUUAUAAACGACAGCUAGUUGGGGUGGUGGACUCAAUCAGUAAAAGUUGUGACAAAAGGGUGACAGAGAAGCCUUCUCUUUGUGCCGAGAAGUAUGAACUUCUAACUGAUGACCAAAGUCCAAAGCUAGAUGUAAGGGCUGGUUCUAACUUUCCAACCUUAGAGAUUGCAUGUUAUGACAUCCAUGGUAAUCGAGCGCCGUUUCAAACAACUCCGGAUGUGGCUAUCCAAUUUCAGGCAGCUGAGAACUUGUACUUCGAAGUACAUGGAAUGAAGAUUGGACUCUCAACUGAUAAAAUGACUUUAAAAAUCAUGGAUGCAAUGGUUACAUGUAAUGAACUGGACAAGAUAAGGCCCAGCUAUACAGCUACUUUGAUUAUUACUUCAAAAAAAUUUCCGUUGUCACUAACCUUUCCGUGUCGAGUUUUUCCUAGUUAUCCCAAACAUGUUACACUGAAGCCUGCUGAGAUAAGAGACAACCAACUACUUCCAGGUUUCAUUUUCAAGGAAUUAAUGUUGGAGAUGUUUGAUACAUAUAGAAACCAUGUGCCUGAAGGCACGGAGGUUGAUAUUGUUGUGGCUGGGUUUGAAAUGCUAAAUCAUUGCAGUACUUCAUACAAGGUGGAUGAUAAAGGAAAAAUUAAUCUUAAUGGUUUGCUAAAGUUAAUUGCAGGUUACGGAGAAAUUGCAUCCAUCUCUGUUGUUUUUCAAAAUAAAAGUAUUUUCAAGCAAGAGUUUUCAAUUGCGAGAAGAAGCUUGAGAAUUGCAUCUGAGGUGCCUGAUUUUUGUGCUGUUGGUGGUCAACUAGAAAACAUUGAAUUUGAAAUCGUCAAUAUUGAUGGAGAAGUAGAUACGAAGAUUCAUCAUGAUGAUCAAGAUUGCCAGUUUCAUAUGCUUACAAUUAAGUCUGACUUUUUCAAUGCAGAGGAAUCUAUACGGUACACUUUCAAGCAUGGACGCUGUACCAUCCCAUCCAUAAGAGUUCCAGAAAUUGAGGGGACUUUUAGUUUUGAAGCUUCUCACUCACAAUAUACCAGGCUACGUCAGGAUUUAGAGGUUCAAGUUAUCAAAAUGUCCAAUGUGAAAGAUGCUACACAACUCUCAGAUAAGAAUAUUUUGCCCCUGCCAGAACUAACACCACUUAAUCAUGAUUACAGUUUAAUAUCUAUCCUCAAUGAAGCUGACAAGAGACUUGGAAAGAUUUUAAAAAUUGGUGAGAAAAUUCAAAUAGCAGAAGAACGUCUUGAAAAAUAUAAGAAGCGAAAGGAUGAGAUUGAGAAAGAUAUGUUGAUGCUGAAAAAUAAUGUUCAACAUUAUCAAUUAGACUAUGUGGACUCUGGGUUCACCAACACCAAAGAGGAAAUGACUACAACAAUUAAAAGCAUGGAAAAUUCAGCAGCUUCUGUCUUAUGCAGUUUGACUACGCACCAACAGAAGAACUUCUUGGAAGAUAUAAUUGGGGUUGUUGCUCUCCUUGGUUCCGUUCAGAGUCCUGAGCUUAGCAGAAUUUUAGCUGAAUAUCUGGGGGAAGAGAAAAUGUUGGGUGUGAUUUGUAAAUCCUUCAAUACUGCAAUUUCUCUUGAGAAAUACAAAAAAAAUGGAGAAAUUGAUUAUUUGCAUGCUUUGCAUGCUGAAGCAGCUGGUCUUGGAAAAACUAUAUGCAAGCGUUUUUUUAUUAUGUGCUUUGAAAAUAUAAGGCCAUACAAGUCAAUUGACAGGCAACACAAUGGGUCCUUGCAUGAUAAUGACUCUCAGAGGAAGCUAUUCUUGCCUGAUCCCAAGAUGCCAAAUGGGAGAACGCCAGCAGGCUUUAUGGGUUAUGCAGUUAAUAUGAUUGAUCUGGACACCCAUCACCUGCAGACAAGGACAACUUCAGGGUACGGGCUUCGCGAGACCGUGCUCUUUAGCCUUUUCAAGAAGCUCCAUGUUUAUAAAACUAGAGAGAAUAUGAUGGAUGCUCUUCCCUGUAUAGAAGAGGGUGCUGUAUCAUUGGAUGGUGGUAUUAUAAGAGAAAAUGGAACUCUUUCUCUUGGUUAUGGGAAUCCUUGUAUAUGCUUUCCUUGUACAAACAAGUUGGACAUUUCUCCAGAAGCUAUGGGAAUCUUGACUCAGAUUGAAGGAAAAAAACAAGAGCUGGUGGCGAUUGAAGAAGAUAUUGGAAAAUUAAAUACACAUCACCAGAAGUAUCUACAAAAAUAUAAGAAAAAAAAGAAGAGAUAUAAUAAUCUUAUGGAUAAUAUUAAGACCGAGGAGUUCUAA